This is a messenger RNA of Cataglyphis hispanica, 3697 nucleotides long. Its product is annotated as zygotic gap protein knirps-like. The transcript is spliced from 4 exons. Gene Ontology annotation, molecular function: sequence-specific DNA binding; zinc ion binding; DNA-binding transcription factor activity. Gene Ontology annotation, biological process: regulation of DNA-templated transcription. NCBI's taxonomy places the organism in Eukaryota, Metazoa, Arthropoda, Insecta, Hymenoptera, Formicidae. The record is from RefSeq and is a predicted model, not a curated record. Bases 888 to 2057 code for a protein of 389 amino acids.
UGAGACUGGGCCCGUCGGCGGGCCCAUGCACAGGCGUGAACCGAUAGGUGAAGAACAGCUCCCCAGAUGGCUCACUACACGGAUGAUAAUCCUUUCCUUCGGUACAGCACGGUUCUCUUCGGGCGCUUCGAUGCAGUCAAACAGGUCUGAGAAAUCGUACAGCUCCAGUCCUUUCUCGUCCAUCGCCGUAGUCGCACCGUCACAUGUGCGCAUAUGAGAGAGACAGAGAGAGAGGGGGAGGGAGAGAGAAAGAGACAGAGUGUAUACAAAGCAAUCACGAGCAGCGAGGAAAAGAGGUGAAGGAAAACAUCGCAAAGAAAUAGCGGGGCAGACAGAGAAGAGAAGGGGAGGAAAAAGAGAGAGAGAGAGAGAGAGAGAGAGAGAGAGAGACAGAGAAAAAAGCGCAAAAGAAUAAACUAGAUAUCAGACGAGGAGGUGCGCGAAUUACGAUCGAUUAGUGUCGUAUUAUUCAUUCGGCAGCUAUUGAAUUAAAACGACGAAAAUUACCGGUAGUGUCUCACAACCAAACAAGAGAAUUUAGAAGAAACGAUACUUUUCAGAAAAUAUAAACAAGCCUCUCUUUACGGAAAAAAAAAAAAACGAUUUUCUUCGCAUUUCAACAUUACAUAACAGAAAAGGAGUGUAUGGUCCAAAAUUCGAAAGAGAGAGCAAAUAUUUUUUAACAAUUAACACCAGAGAGAAAUGCAAUGUGUAACAUAUGAUAGGACUCGAUUAUUCUUUGGCGGGAAUAUAUUCUUAUCAUUGGCUUAGUGAAACAGAAACCGGAACAGACUCACACAACGUGGAUAUACAAUUUACUUGAGAAUCGCAUUUGACAUCAAAACUGGUGCAGAUGCGUUAAAAUCAUCAAUUAGCUGAUCGUUCUAAUGAUUGUCUCGAACGAGAACUGCGAAAUGCCGCUGAUUAGAAGAAUUCAGAUGAACCAAAAGUGCAGCGUAUGCCAGGAGCCUGCAGCUGGUUAUCAUUUUGGAGCAUUCACAUGCGAGGGCUGUAAGUCAUUCUUCGGUCGCACAUAUAGCAACCCCGGUAGUGUGUCAGAAUGUAAGAACGGCGGCAAUUGCGAGAUUAACAAGAAGAAUCGUACGUCCUGCAAAGCCUGCCGACUAAAAAAAUGCUUAUUAGCCGGUAUGUCCAAGUCAAGCUCGCGCUACGGUCGGCGUUCAAAUUCGUUUAAGGCGACCUACGCAUCGGGCCAGGAGGAUAAACAGAGCGAAAAGCCUCACAUCAUUCCGUCCUUCGGUUUAUAUCCAUCUCCUUUAUUAUCGCGAUCUUGCAUUGGUUUUGACGAUGAGACUGACGCUGCAUCGACCAUUCAGAAAAAUUCAACAAGCCGUAUCAACGAUGUCGCGAAUUUUCACAAUAACGGACUUUUUAUGCACAACUGGCAUGCCUCGUUCCAACCGCAAUUAUCUAUCACACCUCUAUCCACAUCGACUCAAGUUGCAUCGUUACCGAUAAGUAAUCAAAUACAGCGACAAAGCCCCAUGCAAUACUGCCCAUUGCCCAUCCUGUCAAAGUCCAACCCAUCGCUCAUGGAAUCACAGUCAAGAAACACGUCCGACAGCGACUCGAGUGAUGACGAACGCCUUCACGAUGUGGAGGAGUAUAAGAGCAGUUCGAGCCGAGUUUCGCCAUUCACACUCACCAACAAGAUAGACGAGCCGACGCUGUCCAGCUCGUCCGUCAAUAGCAGUCUGAUGCUUGCGGACACUCAUAAUCCCUAUUUAUACUCGAUACCAGGCAUGAUCACACCAACGGCAUACUCAGCGAGGGGUGGCGACUCACUUUUGGUCAGUCCUAAUCCUGGUGGACUCGCCGACGAACGGGACGAACCGAUAGACCUCAGUAUUCGAGCGAGCAGUAGCUUGUCGCAAUCUAAUAAUGAGUCGUCGGAAAAGAAGGAGGAAAAGGAAGAAGAUCAAAUAAAUGAUAGCGACAGCUCCAUAGAGGAUUGCGCGGUAGAUCCGCUUGAUUUAACACUCGAUGCUAGACCUAUAAUUAGAUCUUUGAGAGCCACAAGUCGAUCUUAUUGUUAAUUUAAUCACGCUCAAAGUCUUAAGCAAUUUUGAGAUAAAUAAUUUCAAACCAUUCGGGAGAGAUGUCGGACAAGAAUUUACAAUAGUGAUAUAUUUAUUUAUGAAACAAAAAAAGAUUAAUAAUAUAGCGAUAAAAAGAAUGAAUUCCGCGAUGAGAAGAUAAUAGCGAUGCUAAUUGCAAGGAAAUGUCAAGUGUUUUGACUACUAGGCAUUAUCACGAAAAUGUGUUCAUUUCAUACAAGGGAGUAUUCGGAACACGAAUACACCUUUGUACGCGUGUGUAUUAUAUUAAUUUAAUUUAUUUCAGAUUAACUAAGUUAUCCGUACAGCCUUCGAAUGAAUGCCGUUUCAAACAAACCAAGAAUAAAAAAUAAUAAUUAUGAGUAGAGUUAUUAUUUUUAAAUAUUAUUACUGACAUAAUUAUAUAGAAAAAUAUAUAUUACAGGUAUAUUUAUUCAGAAAUUUUGACAAAUUUGUCAAGUCAUUUUUGAUUAAUGCUAUUUCAAAUAGAAGAGAGAAUACAAAUGUCAAAUUAUUAUAAAAUUUAAUUAUUACAAAAUUCAAAUUAUUAUAUUAUUUAAUUAGAUAGCCAAAAAAUUGAUUUUAAAAAAUGUGCUUUUUUUGUUGAUAGGAUAAAUAUAAAAAUUAUAUUAUAUAAUUACGCAUAGUGAGCCAGAGUGAAAUAUUUUGGCCAGUAUAAACUAAAUGCCUGAACUCUUUGCAUUCGUAUGUCUAUUCUCAGUUGCCGAAACUAGAAACUAUUCUUAUUGUUCAAUUGCUAUAAAGAAAAAGAGAUAAAAUUCCAAAAAAUAUAAGAAUAAUCUUGAACCCGAACUUCGAACCGUUCAGACAAACUAUAAGUCGAGCUUCAUCGCAAAUGCAUAUUAAAAUUUAUUUUAAUGCGUGAUUCAUAAUGAAAUUAGCUUGAAGGUCUGAGCAUUUAGCUUGAGAUUUGAUAUUUUUUGGGCGUGUAAAAUGAAUAAGACAUAUAAUAAUAUGAAAUCAAUAUAGGCAGAUAGAGACUAAUAGAAAUCUAUCUUUCUAGACAGAGUUAAACCUUGUUUAAUUUUUUUGAAAUGUAUUCUCAUAUGCGAGUGCAUCUAACUUUUCAUAUAUUUAUUUCGCAAUUCACGUCAAUAAUGCAAUUAAAUAAAAAAUAUCUUUUUUUCGUCAUUUUUAUUGUAAUCAAAAAAUUAAAUAUGUUGUUAGAACUUUCAUCUUUUAAAAGAAUUUUGUUGUAUUGAUUAAUAAGGUAUUUUUUAAAUUUAUAUUUAUAAAAUUGUGAUUUUUAUUAUAAAAAAGUGCGAGAUCACAUUAAAAAUGUUAGAUCACAUUAAAGAUUUAUUAAAUAAUUUUUAAUUAUUUAAAUUUAAUGAAAAAUUGUAUGUAAUGCGAAAAAAUUUGGAAAAAAAUAUAGUAAUAUAUAAUUAUCUAGUAUGUUUCAGCGGAAGAACUAAAGACAAUACACAGUUGAAUUUUAUUUGUACAACAUGUGACCGAAAAUAUGGAUAUAAGCGAUUAUUUUCAAAGAAUCAUGCUUUAACAAAUAAUAAAAUAUGAUUUUUGUAUAAAAUAACAUUUUGUGUUUAUUUAUUUACGUAAAUCUAAAUUAGAUUUAUGUAAUGCAUGUUUUCCCACAU